Messenger RNA from Tachysurus fulvidraco (yellow catfish), 2035 nucleotides. RefSeq names its product myelin-associated glycoprotein-like. NCBI's taxonomy places the organism in Eukaryota, Metazoa, Chordata, Actinopteri, Siluriformes, Bagridae. The record is from RefSeq and is a predicted model, not a curated record. Bases 72 to 1595 code for a protein of 507 amino acids. The transcript is spliced from 10 exons.
GAAAAAAGGACUUGAGCACUCUAGACAACAGCGACAGCGUUUCGGUCCUGAGAGGUUCAUAAGAGACUAAGAUGUCAUUUAGUUGCUGGUUGUUGUGCAUCUAUUCCCUCUGGCUUAAAGUAUCUCCAACUGAGGGCAAGUCAUGGAAUGCUGAGGUUCCUCAAUCUGUGAAUGGCCUUCAGGGCUCAUGUAUAGUGAUUCCCUGCCUGUUUAGUUACCCUGGUGCAGAAAGGAAAUCGUCAACCUUCACAGGAAUGUGGUCCACAGCAUCUAAUGAAAAUGUCUACCAUUCCACUUCAUCCAAAAUCAGCAAAACAUUUGAGCAUCGCACAAGCCUCUUGGGAGAAUUAAGCCAUCGAAACUGCUCUCUGAAAAUAGACCAUUUGCGUCAUACUGAUAGCGGCCAAUUAAUGUUCCGGAUUGAGAUUGAACAUUUCGACAAGUACACAUUCCAUGAAAGUAAAGUGUCUAUUACAAUAAAUGAUUCUCCAGGUCAACCUACUCUAUCCAUCCCACAAGAACUUAGUUCACGGAAAAGGGUGACAGCCAGCUGUAUAGUGUAUCACUCAUGUCCCUCUAAUCCACCCAACUUUACCUGGAGCCACAAAGGAACAAUUAGCAGCCAAUCGCUGCAGCAAACCAAUGGCCAGUGGAAAAUGACAUCGUCUCUGAGCUUUACACCCUCAAAAACAGACCAUAAUAAAACUCUCAGCUGCACAGCUGUUUUUCACGGAGGCAAGAAAGCUACCAAAAUGACAACUCUAGAAGUAAAAUAUCCUCCAGAAGAUGUUUCCGUCAUUUCAACGGACUCAGUGGCCGAGGGCAGCGAGGUGAACAUGACCUGCUCCAGUGACAGUAAUCCUGCUUCUCAUUCAUACUACUGGUAUAGUGAGGCUGGGACCUUGCUGUCAGAAGGACACACUUUCACACUGAAGAAUGUGUCCAGACACAUAGGAACCAUCUAUUGUACAGCCAAUAACACAGAGGGAAACACUAACUCCAGUCCAACACAGCUCAAUGUAUUGUAUCCUCCUGAGAUUAAAACGGGCUUAUCUUGUACUUUGGGAACCUCAGGAAUGACCUGUCAGUUUGCAAUAGAUUCUCAUCCCGCCAGUGAAAUCAAGUUGUGGGGUGCAGAUCCAUCAUCAGAGCUCCAAACUCACGAAGAAAAACACGGCACUCUGACUAUAGUGACCCUACAGGAGGCGCUAGGCUUCUCUGACACUGUGCACUGCCAAGCCACUAACAGCCAAGGGAACUACACCAUGACUUUUCAAGUGCCAUACAACCAUGACAAAAGCAUGCUACUGUACAUAUCAUACGCUGCCAUCAUUUUUGCGAUGAUCAUGAUAGUGGGCUUCUCUGUGUGGAUAAUAAAACGCUGUAGGAGGACUGAAGUUCCCUUAACACUACAGCCAAAGACGGAAAUGAAUGCAAGCAGCCAGUCUGAGCCAAAAAGGAAAUGUUCAGAUGUGAACCCAAGCUAUGACGACAGUCAGCAUGUGUACGGCAACAUGACACUUGAAGAGCCAUAUGAAGAGGAGUAUCCCUAUGAAUAUGCUAGUGAAUACGAAGAAACAUAUGCUAAUGUGUGAACGCCAAAGAAAUUUGUUCGGUGAAGGAGUAAAAGAUGAUGAAUUUUUUUAAAGUAUACAUUUUUUAAUUAUAAGUAAGUAUUUGAAUUUAUCCUUGAACAUAAUGUAAUUUAUUAGAUUACAAUAACAUAAUAUAUAUUAUACAGUAACAAUCAAAUUAUAGUACAGGUUCAAUAAAUAAAAAAAAAAAUCUUACAAAUACAUUUUUCAUAUAGUCUGCUUUUAGAUGCUGCAUAUAUAUUUUUUUGUAUUUCAAGUCUUAUAGUACAUUAUUUCAGUAUGAUUAUUUUUUGUUUGCAUGAAUUUAACCAUAAUUUUGCCAUAACUAAUCUAAUGGUUAAUUGCAUUUAAUGUUCUGAAUGACUAAAACAGGAUUAUUAAGAAUGCAUUGCUAAGAAGACAUUGCACAUUUCUAAAAUAAAUACUUAAAUAGAGAAGAA